GUUGAAAAGAAGUGAUUUACAUGUCAAUGUGUGUGUUGGUCUGUUGGUGAAUGGCAAGGCCUCAGGGGGGGAGGAUAGGUGUGUCUGCUUAAUGAGUGCUCCCUUGUCUGCCAGCCACAGAUGCCGGCAAAACGCCAAGCACAGCCCCAAAGCCCACAGAACGCUAAAGAAGAGGCUGGAGCAGCGGCUGAAGCCGUUCUUGGCUCCUGCCGGCUCAUAGAGGGAAGGCCCCUCCUCUCCGGGUGGCCAGAGGCGCUUCUCUUCCAGGAUGUAUCCUGCCUUUCCGCCUUCUGUCCAGGAGGAAUUCCAAAAUGCCCUCCAUUUGGAGCAUGGCUAAGAAGCAUGGAUUUAUAGUUACAGGACUGUUUUUAGCUAUAGUUUGGUCGUGGCCGACAUUUUCUUGGAUGUCCUUCAUCCACUUUGGCAAGCCUUUGGCAUGGGUGCUAGAGGUAGCGCACAAGGCCCUUUCUGAGGGCAGGGGGAGGAGGAGGCCUUCCUACCCCCUGGAUGUCCCGUCCCCCCGGAAGCAUCCCCCAUCCUUUGUACUGGGUGGCACCCGGUGCGGGAACACCUGAGUUUGGGCACUGGGCCUUUAAAAGGUUUGCCAUCACUGUCCUACAUUUUGCAGUGCCUUGUCCUCCUUUGCAUUGGGCCACCCUGCGUGUUGGCAAUUUGAUCCUUCAAGUCUGACUUUGCUUACACUUAGGAAUUCGAACCACAUACACACACCCUUGAAGGUGGGUUUCAGCCACGUAAUGUCCAGUGUCAGUGUUGCCGGGGUUCAGCGCGUGAGGCCUUUUAAGCCACAUUCCUGUCAAAGUUCACUCUUUCUGAGUUGUCCUUAUAGCUAUGCUUUUAAAAGUAAUUUCAUUUUCAGUGGUAUGCUUGUGAUGUUUUGUCAUGGUUUUGUACUUGUGCUGAUGUGUUUUUCCCCCUCCUGAUUGUAGUAGGAGAAAACCGGACUAUGAAUAGUAAGCUGUGCUUACAUCUGCGAGUGGCUGCUCAUCAUGUCUGAGAACGAUCCCCCCACAGAAGCUGGUGUCCCUCUUUCGCACCUUGGGCUCCAGUCUGGCUGCAGGAUGGUGCUUAAUACCUUCCAGGAAUCAGAGACUGCUCGGCCUUUUACCCCACAACUGCCUCUUACCCCAGUCUUGAACAUAACUUCAGGUUUUGCGAACCUCAGCACAUUGGCAGGGGAUACUCCAAGACGGUGCCUAGACCUGUCCAAUCUCAGUAAUGAGGAAGAGGAAAUUGUCUUCAACUUCAGCGAGUCCUCAAGAACAUUGGAAACUGAUCAGAAGGGCUCAGUAGAACUUCAGGAUCAAUUCAGAGGCUCAAGAAGGCAGUGUGUGCCGCUGCUCCAGUCCCAGGUAUUAUGCAGCACCCCAGGCACGCCACGUGGUAUUCACUGUGUGACCAGAGAGAUCAGUAGUCCUUCCGUAAAUAAGGAAAAUGAAGAUAGGCUGUUUAAACAUCCUGGAUGGCACAUGCCUAGGUCCCUGCUGUUCCGGAAAAGACUAACAGACUCACAGCUGGCCUGCAACAAUGCAAUGCUGGAAGCAGGGGAUCUAGAGAUGAGAGACUUUGGCAGUCCAAUUGCUACAGUGGCACCAUCAAGAGUUCCAGAGAGCCUGGAUAGCUUUCCAGAGAUCUUCCCCAAUGAUCAGGGAGAGGCAGAGAAGCCUCUCACUGGGCAUCUCUCCAGCAUGGCUUCCUUAUUAUCUGGACCCCUCCUUACCCAGGACAUCAAUAUUAGUGAGGUCUCAGUGAACAAGAGCCGCCUCUUCCGAUCGCCAUCACUGCCGGAAAAACUGAACAGACUCAUGCUGAAGAGGGCAAUAAAGGUCCAAGAUGAUCAAAUGGUUGCCAAGGUGAAAUGGAAGAGAAGCCCAAUCCAAGAAGAGACAGAUGGGAUCAUGUUUUUGAAGAAGACCGCCUCCCUUUCAGACAUUGAAAUUGUCAAAGCACUUGAUCAAGACUACAGCUUCAGGCAGCUGAUUGGUGAUUUCUCCAAUGUAUAUUCACUGCCAACAAUAUCAGGAAGGCAUCAGGACCUGAGAUACAUCACUUCUGAGACUAUGGCUGCUCUGAUUUAUGAUCAGUUCCAAAGCCUCAUAGAGAAGUUCUUCAUCAUUGAUUGUCGUUACCCCUAUGAGUACCAUGGGGGGCAUAUCAAGGGGGCUUUCAAUAUCCACAGGCAAGAUGACCUAUUUGAUUUUUUUCUGAAGAAACCUCUUCUCCCCUCAGUACCACAAAAGCGCCUCAUCCUUGUCUUCCACUGUGAAUAUUCUUCUGAGAGGGGACCCAAGAUGUGUCGCUAUUUGAGGGAGGAAGACCGAGCCAUGAAUGAAUAUCCAGCACUUCACUACCCUGAACUUUAUGUCCUUCAGGGUGGCUACAAGGACUUCUUCCUAGCACACAAGGAUCUGUGUGACCCCCAGAGCUACUGUCCCAUGCACCACCAGGACUUCAAAGCAGAGUUGCUCAAGUUUCGGGUCAAAAGCAAGACAUGGGCAGGAACAAGGAAGCGGAAGGAUUAUAUUGCUCAUCUCAUGAAGCUGUGAAGUCAAAGGUAGUAGAUUACCCUUUAAAGGACUCUUUCUAUGUAAAGGAAAAGACCAAAGUCUUUGUAAUAAACUGUGCUGCUCAGAAACUAGAAAAGUGAGUGUGGCAGGAGGAAUGGGCCCAGCAGUAGAGACAGGGAGAAGAGCUUGGGAACAUUAAAAAUCUCUUGCUGCCAUAGACUUUAUUUGGGCAAGAACUGGGUCCAAAUGCAAAGCUUUAUACUGAAAGGAACCAUUGAUCUCUGUGGAAAAAAGGCCUUCUUCACAGGGGUUGGCUAACACCUGUAUGGUCUCUUCAACCUCAGUUGUUGAUAGCAGCUAAACUAUUCUGUAAUCCAAAGUACUAAAGUAGAUGCUAAUGAGAAACUACAGAUUUUUAAUGUCACUUCAAGUUUUUCCAUUUAGUUGUCUGAUUCUAAUAGAAUAAUAAACUAUUCUGGAAUAGAA
Messenger RNA from Sceloporus undulatus (fence lizard), 3011 nucleotides. It is a transcript of the gene CDC25C, whose product is annotated as cell division cycle 25C. The transcript has 15 exons. Gene Ontology annotation, molecular function: protein tyrosine phosphatase activity. Gene Ontology annotation, biological process: positive regulation of G2/MI transition of meiotic cell cycle; protein dephosphorylation; G2/M transition of mitotic cell cycle. The record is from RefSeq and is a predicted model, not a curated record. NCBI's taxonomy places the organism in Eukaryota, Metazoa, Chordata, Lepidosauria, Squamata, Phrynosomatidae. Gene Ontology annotation, cellular component: cytoplasm; nucleus. Bases 1008 to 2564 code for a protein of 518 amino acids.